AUGAUCUCUACUGAGACGAGCAAAUGCGGGCUCACAGGCCAGAUGCCAGCGUCCACAAAGCCGCACCUCUUCGUCUUCGGUGGGCACAGCGGAAAGGGCAUGGUGAUGGCCACGGAGAUCGCUGUAAGUGAUAGGACAUGUGCCAUUACCACUAUCUCCAAGCGCGGGAAGCCCACGGCUCCUGGGCCAGCGUCGGCCUUUGCCCAGGCCAUGGCGGCUUCUUCUGUCCACUAUAUGGCAGCUUGUGAUGAGAAGGAUGUGAAGGCAGUCGAGUGCUUGAUGGAUUGGAUGCCGCCCUCCCGCCAGCCGAUGCCGGAGGCACGCUUUAACGUGAACGAGGUUAUGGAAGCCGUCAAGAAGGAAAUUGAGGGCAUGAAUGAGCUGCAGCUCGAGCGGGCGCUGCAGACGGUCGUCGGGCUCAAGAAUGCCUCGCAAAAGAACCAGAGGCAGAUCAAGGCUCGGUUGGAGCACAAAGACAAUUGCAGCCCCGAAGAAAGGACCCGCCUGCAGGACAUGAAAUUGGAUUUGGAAGAAAAAGAGGCUGCAUUCUUGGAACUGAUUGCUGACCUACAGCAGAAGAAAGGCGCAGAACAGAAGGCAUCGGGAUGGUUGCUUGGACAUGACACCCACCUGAACCGCAGGCUGUGCAUUUAG
Symbiodinium pilosum is the source of this 654-nucleotide messenger RNA. NCBI's taxonomy places the organism in Eukaryota, Dinophyceae, Suessiales, Symbiodiniaceae. The record is from the annotation of a GenBank genome assembly.